Molecule: messenger RNA, 1452 nt
Organism: Musca vetustissima
Lineage: Eukaryota; Metazoa; Arthropoda; Insecta; Diptera; Muscidae
Gene: Pph13
Product: homeobox protein OTX1 B
Exons: 4
Coding region: 40-1452 (470 amino acids)
Biological process (GO): regulation of transcription by RNA polymerase II
Molecular function (GO): RNA polymerase II transcription regulatory region sequence-specific DNA binding; DNA-binding transcription factor activity, RNA polymerase II-specific
Source: RefSeq, a predicted model, not a curated record
AAAUUAGUUAGUUUUAUUAUUCGACAAUUUUAUUUUUGAAUGGAAAAAGGCACAACUAUGAAAAGGAAGCAGAGACGUUACAGAACCACAUUCAAUACAGUACAACUACAAGAAUUGGAAAGAGCUUUUCAACGUACCCAUUAUCCCGAUGUCUUCUUUCGUGAAGAGUUAGCCGUGCGCAUUGAUUUAACCGAGGCCCGGGUCCAGGUAUGGUUUCAAAAUCGUCGAGCCAAGUGGCGUAAACAGGAAAAGGUAGAUCUGAAGGAUGGUGAAGAGCUUAAUUCGCAGGGUCAGCCGUAUGAGGAUAAUGUUUUGGUGCCCCUGGAUCAGCCGUUGGGUUCCACUUUACUACCCGAUACCCCUCCUCAAUCCUCCAACUCCCUGGACAAUGAAGGCAAAACACCCUUUGGCAGUGAUGGCAGCGGUGGUGGCUCUUCGGGCUUGGGCUGUGAUGGUGGUCUCACCACACCCUCACGUAUGUCACCAAAUAUUUUUCUCAAUCUAAAUAUCGAUCAUAUGGGUCUGGAACGAGGUGGCAGCUUAUCCAUGGAAUGGUCUACUUAUCCUCCCAACGCCAUAACAGGCAAUAGCUUACAGGACAUACCAUCGACAUCGACGAAUAAAUCACCAGCAUCACCUCAGCUGACGUAUGAGAACAACAACAACAAUUUACCUACCUCUUCAACGGCUUCGUUACUGAAAUCGGCCUCUUUGGAUUUGCCGGACCCACACCAGGAAGGCUCUCAACAACAACAAAAUCUUCAUUUAUCGCACAGCAAUAGUCAUCAUGAGCAACAACAACAUCAGCAUCACAACGCCGAGGAUCACGUUCCGAACAGUCUAAUUACAGUCAACUGCUUCAAUACCUCCUUGGAUUUGGUUGAUAAUGCCACCUCCACCUCAACCUAUGAUGAAAUGAAAUUCCUUAAUGUCGAUCAAUACACCAUCGAACAGCUAAAAGCGGAAUGUAUUUUAAAUAUGGAUCAGACCCUUUCACUGGGUGAUGAAGCCACCGAUGUGGAGGAUAAAUCUCCUCAUACUCACCAUUUAAAUUUAUCGCACUAUAAUCCUCAGCAGCAACAGCACCAUCAUCAUCAUGCUCAGCAGCAGCAUUCGCUUCAGGAUCAACAGAACUUAAAUGAAAAUCUCCAUAAUCCCCAUAGCUCUGGUAUAUCUCUAUUCAAUUUGGAGGCAUCUUCACCCGAUCAGGAUCCAUAUAUUUUAUCUCAAGGUCAUAUCAUCAGCAAUCCCAUGCAAUUGCCGGUGAAUUCUCAUCUCAAUGUUGGUGAUUCCUUGCAGCAACAUUUGCAUUCGCUGAAUUUAGAUCUGCCCGGAUUUGGUCUAACCUCCAUGGUGGAUUCGAAAUCACCUCCCCGUUUGGUGCUGGAUAAACCCUUGUCGCUUAAUAUCAGUGUGGAUGGUAUCAAUGAUUUGGUGGAUGAUAAAUAUUGA